Zingiber officinale is the source of this 6212-nucleotide messenger RNA. RefSeq names its product nuclear-pore anchor-like. NCBI's taxonomy places the organism in Eukaryota, Viridiplantae, Streptophyta, Magnoliopsida, Zingiberales, Zingiberaceae. Gene Ontology annotation, biological process: protein import into nucleus; mRNA export from nucleus. The transcript is spliced from 48 exons. The record is from RefSeq and is a predicted model, not a curated record. Gene Ontology annotation, cellular component: nuclear pore. Gene Ontology annotation, molecular function: structural constituent of nuclear pore. Bases 145 to 5844 code for a protein of 1899 amino acids.
UCGCUUCUUCUUUGUCCCUCGCUCGUCGCCUGUUCUUCGUGGUCGAAUCCCUCCGCUUCCAGUUCCAUUAACACUUUUCCUGGAAAUUUCCAGAUCUAGCUUUCCAGAUCGCUGAUCUCCCACCGCUUGGCGUGGUCGCCUACGAUGCCUCUCUUCCUCUCGGAGGAGGAGUUCCGACUCAUCUCAGAUGACGCCACUGCUGUCGCACAGAGCGCUGACGCCGCCAUCCGCGACCUCCACCGCCAGCUAGACACCUUGAAGGCAGAGUCCGAUGCCUCUUCCAUUGCAGCUGAGCAGAACUGCGCCCUCUUUGAGCAACGCUAUGAGACCCUUUCGUCCGACUUGGCGCAGGUUCGAGCCGAGAACGCUCAGCUGUCUUCAUCCCUCGAGAAGAGAUUUUCAGAGAUUGCGGAUGCGCAAGCUGAGAAGCACCAGCUCCAUCUCAAGGCUAUUGCAAAGGACGGAGAGACUGAAAGGCUAUCAUUAGAAGUAGGUGAAGUCAACAAGUCUAAACGACAUUUGCUGGAAUUGCUGGAACAGAAGGAUGCAGAGGUCAGAGAGAAAAACACCACACUUCAGAGCUAUUUAGACAAGAUUAUUAAUCUCACCGAAAGCGCUGCUGAAAAGGAGGCAAGACUGUUAGAUCUAGAAGCGGAAUGUGCACGCGCUCGUUUUACUUGUAAUUGUGUCAAUCAGGAGAAGGAACUUCUUGAAAAGCACAACACAUGGCUUAAUGAGGAAUUUUCCAUGAAAGUUAACUGUCUAAUUGAAGAACGAAAGGCACAUAUGGAAGUUGUAGCAGAUUUAUCCGCCAAACUUUCUGAGUCUGAGAGGCAGAUUAAUGAGUAUUCUAGUUCACUUAAACACAGUACUGAAAGGGUGGAUGAGUUGGAGCUUAAAAAUGCUUCCUUGGAAAAGGAACUUUGUUCAUCCAAGGAUUCUGCGGCAACCAAUGAAGUGCAACUCACAUCUGAACUCUCAACUGUAAGAAAACUUGCUGAGCUUUAUAAAGAAAGAUCCGAGGAAUGGUCCAAAAAGUCUGGGGAGCUUGAAGGUGUUAUCAAAGCCUUAGAGACACAUCUUUGUCAAGUUGAAAAUGAAUACAAAGAUAAACUUGAAAAGGAAUCAUCACAACGGAAAAAUCUUGAGAAGGAUGCUGCAGACAUGAAAGGGACAAUAGAGAAAUAUGAAGCUGAACUUGAGAACGCAAGAAAAUCUAGUGAAAUAAGUCUUGUUCCGGUGGCCAAUUUUCAUUCAGAUUCAAGUUUAAAUGAUCUAACAGUUGCAGAAACCACCAACAAUGAGAAUAAUCAGAUUCUUGUCCCUAAGAUACCACUUGGUGUUUCUGGCACAGCAUUAGCGGCUUCCCUUCUACGUGAUGGCUGGAGUCUUGCUAAGAUGUAUGAGAAAUACCAAGAAGCUGCUGAUGCUUUGCGGCAUGAGAAGUGGGGUCGGAAAAAUGCAGAAGCUGUUUUGGCACGGGUUCUGCAUGAAAUAGAAGAAAAAGCUGAACUAAUCCUUGAUGAACGAGAUGAACAUGCAAGGAUGAUAGAGGCCUAUAAUUUGAUGAACAAAAAAUUGCUGCAGUCAUUGGAGAAGCAUGAAAAUUUUGAGAAUACAAUUAUGCAUUUGAAGGCUGAGUCGAGAAAGUGGGAGUGUGAAUAUACAAUUGCCCAGAAGGAAAUUAGUGAUCUAGAGAAGCAGGUAACACUACUCUUGAAGGAAUGCCAGGAAAUUCAAGUUCGCUGUGGUGUUACCCAGUUAUGCAAUAACAAUCCUCUUGCAAGUGCAGUUAAUAUUGAUGAAGGAAGGUCAACUUCUGAACAUCUUAUUUCUUUUAAGGACAUAAAUGAACUAGUAGAGCAAAAUGUUCAACUUCGAGGUCAUGUUGCUCGACUUUCCACUGAAAUGGAAAAUAAGGAAACAGAAUUAAUGGAUGCUUUCCAAAUUCAGCUCCAAAAGAUCACUGCUGAGGCAGCAAGCAAGGUUGAAGCAAUGCUUAAAAGGUCUGAAGAACAAGGGCAGAUGAUUGAAUCUCUUCACAGUUCUGUUGCUAUGUAUAGAAGGUUGUAUGAAGAAGAGCAGAAGAUAUCAGCAUCUACUCAUCCAAACACUGGUGAUCUUGCAGGAGAUAGAAAAAAUGAGCUAAUGCUUAUGUUUGAGGGUUCUCAGGAUGUUUCAAAAAAGGCCUAUGAUCGACUUGCUGAACGCUCUAAAGGUCAUGAGGAGGAUUUGGCAAAAUUUAGGGGUGAAGUCACACUAUUAAGAUCAGAACGUGAUAAAAAGGUUCUGGAAGCUAACUUCGCUAAAGAUCAAGUGGAUGGGCUGAAAAAGGAAAUUGAACACCAGAGGAAGGAAGCUAAUGCUGUCUCAGCUAGAAAUGUGGAACUUACUCAGUUGGUAGUUGAUUUUCAGAAGAGGCUCCGAGAAUCUUCUAAUUCUGUACAAGAAGCUGAGGAGAUUAUAAGAAAGCUAUCCAUGGAGGUGUCUAUUCUGAAGCAUGAAAAGGAGAUUUUGACUAAUUCAGAGAGGAGAGCCACUGAUGAAAUUCACAACUUAUCUGAGAGAGUACAUCGUCUUCAGUCAACCUUGGACACCAUUCAAAGUGCAGAUGAGGUUCGGGAGAGUUCAAGAACAGUUGAAAUUAAAAAACUUGAGGAAUACGCAAAACGGGUAGAGAGAGAAUGGGCUGAAGCUAACAGAGAGCUACAAGAAGAACGAGAUCGUGUUCGUGUUUUAACAAAUGAUAAGGAUAAUGCACUUGAGACUUCUAUAAAACAACUUCAGGAAAUGAAGAAAGAAUUAACUGAUGCUUGGGCUACUGUUACUUCUGCUGAAUCUAGAUCUGCAGUAGCUGAGGCCCGAUGUUCUGAGAUUGAAACAAGGGUAAUGAGUGGUGAACAAAAGGAUGGCAAGGGCGAUGCUAGAUAUGACCAUCCAAUGUUUUCUACCAAUGAGGAUUCUGGAGAAUUGUGGAGGGUGAGAGAGGAAUUGGAAAGACUAAGAGAGGAGUCACAGGCUAACAAGGAUUAUAUGGUUCAGUAUAAAGAAAUAGCUCAUACAAAUGAGAUGGCAUUGAAGCAAAUUGAAUCUGCCCAUGAGGCAUACAAAUUAGAGGCAGAAAAAGUGAAAAGGGCAUUAGCUGAUGAUGUCUCUGCCCUCAGAAAUAAGGUAUCUGAGAUGGAGAAAAAAUACAUAUUGAAGUGUGAAGAAGUUGCUUCACUUAUUGAGGCCAAAGAUAGGGAAAUCUCUGCUCUUUUUGCUGAAACUUCAAGUCUAAGGGUGGAAAUUUCUCAGAAAUUGGCUCAAAUAGAAUCGUUGGAAACACAAGUAUCUUCCUUGAAAGAAGACCUAGAUGGGGAACACAAGCAAUGGCAAAUUGCCCAACACAACUAUGAGAGACAGGUUAUGCUUCAAUCUGAGACAAUACAGGAGCUGACUAAAACAUCUCAUGAGUUGUCUUCUCUGCAAUGUGAAGUUGUAAAACUUAGGGAGGUUUCAGAUAUGCUGAAAAAUGAAAAGGAGAUCCUAAAGUCAUCUUGGGAAAAUGAAAAGACAACAUUACAUGCUAUGAAGGAUGAGUCUGACAAGAAGUACAAUGAAGUGAAUGAACAAAACAAAAUAUUACACAGUCAGCUGGAGUCUCUAUAUGCCAGAUUUGGUGAAAAGGGACAUAAUUCUGCUGGAAUUGUCUCCCAAACUGUAGAUUCAAAAGCAGAGAGUGAUUUGCAUACUGUUAUCAGCUAUCUUCGCCGAUCAAAAGAAAUAGCAGAGACUGAGAUAAUCCUGUUAAAGCAGGAAAAGUUACGCCAUCAAACUCAACUUGAAACUGCACUUAAGGCUUCUGAGACAGCUAAAGAGUUGCUUCAAUCUAAACGUGAGAAUGAUAGAGCACUAUUGUUAAAAGAUGAAGAAUUGAAGGCUCUGCUGAUUCAGUUAAGAGAAAUAAAUUUGCUUCGUGAAAGCAACGUGCAGCUUCGUGAAGAGAAUAAGCACAACUUCGAGGAAUUCCAGAGAUAUCUCAAUGAAGCACAAAAAGCUAGAGUAGAUGCUGAAAAGUUUGAAAAUCUUUUAAGGGAGAAACAAUUGCAGUACGAUGCUUCCCAGAAAGAGGUUGAUGUGUUGAGGACACAGAUAGACCAUUUAAAUAUUAGAAUUUCUGAGUUAGCUGAAUGUUACAAGAAUAUUGAUCUUGUGGAGUAUGAAAAGAUGAAAGAUGAACGAGAGAAGCUGAAGGUGUUUUUGAGGAAAUCUGAGACGGAGAUUGAACUGACAAAGAAGCUUCUGUCAGAGAAACAAGAAACCAUAGCCAACUUGGACCAAAGUCUUGCUAAAUGUCAACUUGAUUUAGCUGAACAGGAGAAGAGAGUUAAUAAUGCUGUUCAAGCCCAAGGAACUAUCAAGCUAGAAAAUGAAAAACAAAAGAAAAUUAUGUCUGUUCUGAAGAAGAGAAACGAUAAUUUAAUGAAGGAGAAGGAGGAACUGAACCAGGAAAAAAUGGUUCUUCUAAAAGAGAUAGAUGACUUUAAAUCAGGUCAAAAAACCUCAGUUGAGACAUCAAUUAAACAGGCUACUAAGGAAAAGGACACUAGAAUACAGAUCUUAGAGAGAACAUUGGAAAGAGAGAGGGACGAGAACAAGAAGCAGAAACAAAAACGGGAAAGCACAGAGAAGACAAUUUUUGAACUUAUUCAGAAAAUCAGUAAGGAAAAGAAAGCAUUAUCUGAGGAAUUUUUAAGGCACAAACUUGCUGCCGAGGCAUUGAAGUCUAGCGGAGGAACUACUUCUCAACUUCCGUCAGAGACCACAUUGAGCGAACAGUUUGAUCGAUACAUUCAAGCUACCGUUCAGCUUGAAACUGCCCCAGGUUCCAUUGCUGAUGUGGGGCCUACCGCAGCAACCGAUACAGUGUCUGUGGAUGCAUCAAUUGCUACUGCAGGACGACGAGUUGCUACUCAGCCAACCAGGCCCUUGAUUCCUCAAGUUAAACCUACUGUGGAAAAGGAGAAAGAUUCUGCUGUGGUUCAACCGACUUCUAGUGCUCGAAGGAUAGUAGGAAGAAGGAUAGUUCGUCCUCGUCUUGCGCGGCCGCCCGAAGAGCCUCAAGCUGAUGGCGGAACAUCUGGGGUGGAGGGUUCUUCACUAACAGAAGACGAGAAAACUGGUACAUCCCACGAGCAUGAAUCUUCUGGUGACAAUUUGUUUGGGCACCCUGCAUCUUCUGGCUGCAAAAAUAUUGCCUCGACAUCCAAUGAGAAUGAAGAUGUUGCUCCUAGAGAUCUCGGUGCUGAUGCUGGAGCUCCGCUAAAGGAAAUGGACUCUGAUGAAAUGUACGGUCCCACUUCAUCAGCACAAGUUGCGCCUACUGAUCGUAAACAUCCAGCCUUAAAAACAUUGCAAAAAGAUCUUGUCGAUGCUACAAGAGAUGAACUUGGUGCCGACGUGGUGCCACCUUUAAAGAAAUCGAAAUAUACAGAUGGGUUGCAAGACCUGACCCAAGAUAUAAGCAAUGAACAAGCCGUCUUGCCCUCAGCAGUAGAUGUUGAAACAACUGAAGCUUCCUUUCCAUCUGUAUUGCAUCCAACCUCUGAGGAGAUUGAAGUGGAUCAGGUAAUGGAAGAGAUUUUGGAUAGCAUGGCAGAGGAAUCUUUUGCCAGCGACCAGCAAAAUCCAUCUCUAGAUGAAUCAGCUGUUACUGAGGACUUUCCGGACAAGCCUAAAGAAACAUGUGAAUUGUUGGAUGAAAGCCUAAGAAGCAAGGCGGUGAAUGAGAUCACAGAAAUUCCUGCCGAUGAAGAUGAUAGGGAAGAGGGAGAGCUACCAGAUGAAAUGGUACAUAUAUGAUUAUACCUUGCCACUGCCAGUAAGAUGUUCGGAACUCGUCCUUGCAGAACCAUUGUUGGAAAAAAAAAAAUGCAUGUCAUUCACCAAACUGUUCUCUGCACCGAACUUUCACGUGCAGAAUUAAUCUGGAUCUUUAAAGUAUUAGAUGAUUGUGAAGGAUCUUUCUCAAAGGGAUAAUAUUAAAUAGGUUUAGUAUAUAAGGUUAUCACAAGUAUUAUUCGUUCGCUUCGAAUGAUUUGUUCUAAAAACACCCAAACUCAACUUAACCACUGACUGAGUUUGGCCGUAGGUGACUCUUCUGUUCUUCGACGGUGUUGAACCUUUCGAUAGUGCUGGUACAUGAAAUCAACUAUUGGAAAUUUUUCGCA